Molecule: messenger RNA, 1551 nt
Organism: Tigriopus californicus
Lineage: Eukaryota; Metazoa; Arthropoda; Copepoda; Harpacticoida; Harpacticidae
Product: nucleoside diphosphate kinase 7-like
Exons: 7
Coding region: 106-1428 (440 amino acids)
Biological process (GO): UTP biosynthetic process; CTP biosynthetic process; GTP biosynthetic process
Molecular function (GO): ATP binding; nucleoside diphosphate kinase activity
Source: RefSeq, a predicted model, not a curated record
UUCGAUUCUCUUUUAUUUGGGUCUGCAAGAGUUUCCAUUUGAUGUGUCAGCGGUUAUUUAUCUGACAAUUUCUUGCAUUAAGCAGAGAUUCAGAUCAGGGAUCUCAUGAUCAAAUCAAAAGAAAGGCCACAUUCGUCGGAAAUAAGACAUGGCGUCCGUGCUUCAACUUGGAUUCCCGGUGGAAUUGCAAUUCUCACUCUAAUCACUGCAUUUUUGCUUCAACAAUAUCCUGAAGUCCUCCAAAGUUUCUCCUCCAAAAUGAGUUCCUUCAGUGAUGACAGUUUCACAUUCACCGUGAAUUGGUACGAUCAGACCAUGGACAAAGACCGGAAAUUCAAGCUCACCUUCUUUCCCAGGGAUAAUUCUGUAGAAAUGUUUGACAUCAAACAUCAACGAGUGUUUUUAAAGCGCAUUGUCUGUGAUGGUCUUCAUGUAGGAGAUUUCUUCGUUGGUAACCACGUGGUUGUUUUGGCUCGAAGGCUGCAAGUUUUGGAAUAUGGGGAUGAAAGAACCAAGCAUGCUUUGGAGCCUAACCACGAGGCCACCUUUGCCAUGGUUAAACCCGAUGGACUCAAGAAUCUGGGAGGCAUCCUCGAACUCAUUGAAAACGAAGGUUUUGUGGUCAGUGAUGCCAAAAUGACACUCUUGUCGCGUGAGCACGCCGCCCUUUUCUAUCAGGAACACGACAGGCGUUCUUUUUUUGGGGAAUUGUUGGAAUACAUCACGUCAGGGCCGGUUGUUGCGUUAGAAUUGAUGAGAUCCAAUGCUGUCAGUGAAUGGAGGAAGCUUUUGGGUCCAACCGAUGCAGCCAAAGCAAUUCAAGACGCUCCACACUCAGUCCGUGCCAAAUUUGGAACGGAUAAGACGAAUAAUGCCGCUCAUGGGUCAGAUUCGCCCGAAGCGGCCGCCAGAGAAUUAAACUUCUUCUUCGGAAAUGACCAGAACAAAAGUGAUAGAGGUGCCUUUCCUCAAUCAUGGGCCAAAUUGGAAAACACAACCUGUUGCAUUAUCAAGCCACAUGCUAUGAAGUCAAAGUUCACGGCCAGCAUUGUCAAGGACAUCCAGGCUUCGGGAUUCCAGAUCGAAGGCCUUCAAACGUUCCAUUUGAAGUAUGAACAUGCCGAGGAGUUCUACGAAAUCUACAGAGGCAUCGUUCAAGAUUACACGGGCUUAGUGAAGCAGUUGUCCUCCGGCAGAUGCAUGGUCCUAGCCAUUGGUUAUGGUGGAUCGGGAUCGGAAGAUGAGGAAGCCAGCCAAAAGUUUCGGGAUCUGGUUGGACCGGCUGACCCUGACUUGGCCAAAACCAUUCGUCCCAAGUCGCUCAGAGCCAAAUAUGGUCGGACCAAGGAUGAAAACGGAGUUCAUUGCUCAGAUUUACCCGAAGAUGCAAAGUUGGAGGUUGAAUAUUUCUUCAAAAUCCUUCAAUAGGAUGAUGAGCCCAACUCAACAUAUCUUCGAAUGCUGUGAUUUUGACUCGUAUUUUGGUGAACCAUUCCAUGUUAUUAGUUUUUGACAGCGCUAAUAAAUCUCAUUCAUGCAACUUGCUCAAUA